Pogoniulus pusillus (Red-fronted tinkerbird) is the source of this 2835-nucleotide messenger RNA. RefSeq lists its product as uncharacterized. NCBI's taxonomy places the organism in Eukaryota, Metazoa, Chordata, Aves, Piciformes, Lybiidae. The transcript has 3 exons. The record is from RefSeq and is a predicted model, not a curated record. Bases 1 to 795 code for a protein of 264 amino acids.
AUGGGGGAAAAAAAUCAAAAAGGGUGGGGAGCAGACUGCUGCUGCUGCCGCCGUCCCGCGUGGAGCAGCCGCGCUAGGGGCCCGCUCCCGCUGCUCCGCCGGUCCGCUCGCCGCUCGUACAGCACCGCACCAUUGCCGGGGGUAGCUGGGCCGCCGCCGGGCCUUUUUGUUGCUCGGCGAUGUCACGACCCCGGAGGCUCGCGGGCCCGCGCCAAUCACAGCCGCCCUGUGGGAGCGGGCUGCGGCCCCGCACCGGCUUUUAAAGGAGACGCCGCCUCCCUCCGUUCCUUCCCUCCCUCUUCCCUCGCCCGCUCCCUCCCUCGCCCGCUCCCGCCCGGGUCGCGGGACAAGGGCGGCCGUCCCGUCCCCUUAAGGGAUCCUUCUGAGCCGAUCUGGGAAGCACCACCGGCCUGGUCCCGCGUUCCGCUCCAAACACGGCCGCCUGGAGCGGGACUGGACCGGACCGGACCGAACAAUGAUCCCUUGUGCGGCCCCCGAGCGCUGUGCUGCGCCGCCACAAAUCGGAUUAACGCUGUGCCCCGGGCUGUCGAGGUGGUAAAGUGUGAAGGUCACAUAAGAUGUGGCUGCCCUCCAGUGGUGGAAAUGCGGCGGAUCUCCAGUCCCGACACGGCAACCCCAUCGCGAAGCAGCCCGCGGGCCCCAGCCUCCGCCUGGCACCUGCCCCAGGGCCCAAGGGCGCUCCCUACGCGAACACUGCUCACGCUGUCGCUUCCCUGGUUUGCAGUCCCUGUUCGGCUGCGUACAGGCUCGGAGGGUGACAGGUGGCAGGGGUGAAGAAGGCAGGUCCACGCUCAGGGAGUUAGAAUUCCCAAUCCUGACCAUGUCCUGGUGGCAAAUCUUUUAAUCCUAAUGAAAUUUAGCAACGCAGGGCUAGGGACGAAUCCUUUGUCCCUUCUCUUGCUCGGCUGCUUGGACUCCGCGGUAUGUGAUAUCUAGCAGUUUAGGGUCCCCACCAAAGCCAAAGUCAUCAGUAUAGUCAUUAGCCGGGGUCCCGGUGUUAGCCCAAGGCUCCAUCCCGGCAAAGUGAUUGCCCCACAUGGGGCAAUGUCUCUCAAGGGCUUAAUUUGCAAAAGACAUAGACAGCUUUUGAUACCUUGAGCUACUGUGGAGAAAGAUUUAAAGCAGUAACAACAGAGAGAGCUCCAUUACCAGAUCCUCCGUUGGGAGCAGCCUUUUCCCCCAUCUUACAGCUUUUCAGCAAAGGAAACCCACUGAUUUCAGGCAGGAAUUCAUCACAUUUUGGCUUCUUGACUUUCCUAUCAUGUUAGAGUGACUUCCAUCUGCACCAACAAAACGUAGCUGCAGGAUAAGGUGCUCACACGGAGAGUUUUGUACCAGUGUAACAAACCAUGUUAGGACCACACCAGCAUAAUUAAAGAGCUGGAAAAUCUCCUUCAUACCAGAAGCUCCCAGCACUUGUUAACCUGUUUUUUAUUCUCGCCACUGUGCAUACAGCAGGAGAAGUAACACCGAGAUGAAAUCUUUCCAAAGUUUUGUUACUUUUCCGUUGCACAGAUAAUGCUUAAUUUUAUGACUUCCUGCAAGUCUUUAGCGUGAACUGAAGGUGCGUGCAUUGUGACUUCAGGGUAUGCCAAUUAUGUAAAGCAACACUAAAAUAACAAUGGCAACGUAGUUUACACAUCACUGACAUUAAAUGAGCACUUCAACUUCUAAUUGCCAUUCCAGUUCAAUCUAUAGUGGGUCAUGCCAGGAAAAAGUCAUUUCUUGCCUCAACACUUACUCUUGUGCCUGGAGCAUAGGCUGUACUGUAUGCUCAGGUUCAUGUUAUCUCCAGGAGCCUUCUAUAUUAGGAUGAUGAUCCUUGUAAGGAAAAAAUGUGUUUGUGGUUGUUCUGAAGGCCUGCAGAUACUCUGAGCUGAUAUCAAGAGGCUUUUGCAGCUUUGCCCUUCACUGGUGAAAGGUCUAGAGAACAAGUCCUGUGAGGAUUGGCUGAGGCAGCUGGGGUUUAGCCUGGAGAAAAGGAGGCCAAAGGGGGAAUUUACCACUCUAAAGCUCCCUGAAAGGAGGUUGGAGCCAGGUGACUGUCAGUCUCUUCUGCCAUGUAAUAAGCAACAGGACAAGAGGAAAUGGCCUCAAGUUGCACCAGGGGAGAGGUUUAGGUUAGACAUUAAGAAAAUUUUCUUCACUGAAAGGGUUGUCAAGCAUUGGAACAGGCUACCCAGGAAAGUGGUGGAGUGACCAUCUCUAGAGGUAUUUAAAAGAUGUGUAGAUAUGGCAUUUAGGAACGUGGUUUAGUGGUAAACUUGGCAGUGUUAGAUUAAUGGCUGGGACUGACGAUCUUAAAGAUCUAUUCCAACCUUAAUGAUUCUAUGAGUCUGAAUAAAUAGGUUUUCAUAGUCUUCUGUUCUCUGGGCCAUAAAAGAAAACAUUUCAUAGGAUCAUAAAAUGGUAGGGGUUGGAAGGGACCUUCAGAAAUUGAGUCCAACCCCCCUGCCAAAGCAGGAUCACCUAGGACAGGUCGCACAGGAAUAUGCCUAAACAGACCUUGAAAAUCUCUGGAGAAGGAGACUCCACAACCUCUUUGGAUAGCCUGUUCCAGGGCUCUGACACCUUCACCGUAAAUAAGUUUUUCCUUAGGUUGAGGUGGAACUUCCUGGGUUCCUGUUUGUGUCCAUUGCCCCUUGUCCUGUCACAAGACAUCACUGAAAAGAGACUGGGCCCUUCUUGACACCUACACUUCAGACAUCCUUGUAGCCUCUGUUGGACACUCUCUAGUCUACCGCUGUCCCUCUUGAACUGGGAAGCCCAGAACUGGACACAAUACUCCAGAUGCAGUCCCACUAGGGCAGUGUA